UUACAAUACCGCCAGCUUCUUCGGUAUCAUCACAAUACAGACCCACACCUAUUUCUCUACCUUCCCGAAGGACUCCCUAUAUAUCAAGCUUGUAGUCUCCUUUUUGUGGGUCGUCCAAGCUCUCCUGUUUGGAUGCACGGCCCAGGCUCUUUAUUGGUACUUUGUGAUUGCUUCAACUGAGAAGAACGUCCUUCCGUCUCUCACCUGGGAAAUGGCAAUACAUCAGACUACGGCGGUAGUUUCCUCGACAACUGUUCAAUCGUUUUUCGCAUACCGCGUGUAUACUUUGAGUAAGAGUAUUAUAUGGGGAUGCCUGGUUAUGCUGUUAUCUCUCACGCAAUUCGGUCUUGGGAUAGGUGUGGUCUCUUUUACGUGCUGCUGUUCGUGCUGCCAAACCGUUACCCAUUAGCUGCUUCCUAUCAG
Cantharellus anzutake is the source of this 423-nucleotide messenger RNA. RefSeq lists its product as uncharacterized. NCBI's taxonomy places the organism in Eukaryota, Fungi, Basidiomycota, Agaricomycetes, Cantharellales, Hydnaceae. Bases 212 to 409 code for a protein of 65 amino acids. The record is from RefSeq and is a predicted model, not a curated record. The transcript has 7 exons.